This is a messenger RNA of Mesocricetus auratus (golden hamster), 1347 nucleotides long. RefSeq names its product erythropoietin (gene Epo). Gene Ontology annotation, cellular component: extracellular region. The coding region runs from base 1 to 579 and encodes 192 amino acids. The transcript is spliced from 5 exons. The record is from RefSeq and is a predicted model, not a curated record. Lineage: Eukaryota; Metazoa; Chordata; Mammalia; Rodentia; Cricetidae. Gene Ontology annotation, molecular function: cytokine activity; hormone activity; erythropoietin receptor binding.
AUGGGGGUGCCCGAACGUCCAACCCUGCUGCUUUUGCUGUCUUUGCUCCUGCUUCCCCUGGGCCUCCCAGUCCUCUGCGCUCCCCCACGCCUCAUCUGCGACAGCCGAGUUCUGGAGAGGUACAUCUUGGAGGCCAAGGAGGCAGAGAACGUCACGAUGGGCUGUGCAGAAGGUCCCAGACUGAGCGAGAAUAUUACAGUCCCAGAUACCAAAGUCAACUUCUAUGCUUGGAAAAGAAUGGCGGUGGAAGAACAGGCCGUCGAAGCUUGGCAAGGCCUGUCUCUGCUCUCAGAAGCUGUCCUGCGGGGCCAGGCACUGCUAGCCAACUCCUCCCAACCUCCAGAGACGCUUCAGCUGCAUAUAGACAAAGCCAUCAGCGGCCUGCGCAGCCUGACUUCCCUGCUCCGGGUGCUGGGAGCCCAGAAGGAAUCGCUGUUACCUCCAGAUGCUACCCCUCCUGCUCCACUCCGAACACUCACGGUGGAUACUUUCUGCAAACUCUUCCGGGUCUACUCCAACUUCCUCCGGGGCAAACUGAAGCUGUACACAGGGGAGGCCUGCAGGAGAGGGGACAGGUGAGCCACCGCUGCGAUGAAGCCACCAACCUCGCUCCCCAUCACCGCCUGUGUCACGCCAACCCUCUGUCACUCCCAACCCUCAUCAAAGGGGUUGUGACUCUCCUCACCAGCUUGUCCUACGGACACUCCAGCACCAGCAGUGAUCUCCUGGGGGGCCAGAAGAACUUUCCAGAGCUCCAUUCUGAAAUCUAAAGAUGUCCCUGGGCCGGCCUGAGGCCCCGAGCAGGAGAGACUCAGAGAACCAUCUUGGAUUUGUUUGUUUUGGUUGAGACAGGAAGGUCCCACAUAGCCCAGGCUGGCCUGGAGCUUGCUAUGUAGCCAAGGAUGACUUUGGACUCCUGAUCUUCCUGCUUCCAUUUCCUGAGUGCUGGGAUUGCAAGCGUGCACCACCCCCGCCCCGCUUAUGGGCGCGGGAGAUGGAAGCUGUGCUGGUGCAUUCUAGGCAGGCACUCUUCCAAUGGAACUAUACACGCAGCCCCCAGAGACCGGCUUAGAACUCAGGGACCGAGACAUCGAAGCACAGUUAGUGCUCUGGCGGAACUGCGCCCCUACAGGACAAGCUUCGGGGCUCUACAAAGAGAAUUUAGGGGGCAAGGCAUGAAUUUUCCAGGUCUCAUGGGCUCUCUCUCCCCUGACCCCAUGUCCUAGUGGACAGUAGAGGGCAUGGAACCCUGAAGAUAAAAGGCAACUGACUCAGCUUUCAUGGGAGGGAAGGGGUUUGAAGUUUUGUGUCUCUUAAAAUGCCACUGGCAACAGCUGAAAUCACCAA